GCCAUGGGUUUUGGCCUGGCUUGGAUACAAUGGAUGAAGGCAAUCUACUCUAACCCCAGUGCCAGGAUCCGAAUCAACGGCAUUACCCGUGGCCCUACUUCAGACAUUCUUUACAUCAGUGAAACGCAUAUUCUCAGAGUUCAUAUGGGCACACAAACACCCCCAACUCCCACACAAAAUCCUG
This is a messenger RNA of Pelobates cultripes (western spadefoot toad), 184 nucleotides long. The record is from the annotation of a GenBank genome assembly. NCBI's taxonomy places the organism in Eukaryota, Metazoa, Chordata, Amphibia, Anura, Pelobatidae.